Messenger RNA from Bipolaris maydis ATCC 48331, 849 nucleotides. RefSeq lists its product as uncharacterized. The record is from RefSeq and is a predicted model, not a curated record. Lineage: Eukaryota; Fungi; Ascomycota; Dothideomycetes; Pleosporales; Pleosporaceae.
AAGAAACAUUCAAAGAAAACCAUGGAGAGUUCAGGAUACACAAUUAGUUUUCCUGCCCAAGCACCGGACCUCAAGGAACCGAAUGUCAAAAUAACAGAACUCCCUCCUACACCGCCUUCACCCAACAAAUCAAUCCCACUCCGCAGCAUCACUCUUCAGGAUCCAACCCUCAUAACCACGGAAUUCGACGCCCACCGCUUCCAAGCUGCGGCAUACACCCAACUCAUUAACACUGCGAUCCCAAAACUUACAACCCAAGCUCCUGCACCAAUAACACUACCCGGAUCAAUCCCCUCAGACACCCUCAUAACAUCGCCCUACAACAAACUAGGCCACUACCUCUCCCUCUCGACCCCUCCUCUCCCCCUUCCCUCCCUCCUCCUCGCCGUAGCCCUAACGUCCCUCCAACCCACUCUCCCCACCUACGCCACAGCUCCCUACACCUCCGCGCUCAACCUCGACGUCGUACUUGACGUUCUACGCGCACUCGUUAAAAGUGAAGGUGUAGAAUGGCCCGAAACCCGAUUCUACGUAGUUGUCUUCCGGAGCAAACUCAAAGAAAAUAUCGAUACCGAUUAUCUGUACAAGUUGGACGAGGAGAGUCAUGCGGAGGCGUGUGCGUCGGGGGGAUUGCUGAAGUAUUGGUUUGGGAAGAGCAAUGCGGAGAGUAGGAAUUUGGCGACUUGUUUCUGGCAUAGCAGGGAAGAUGCGUAUCGAGGAGGUUUGGGGCCGUGGCAUAAAAAGGCGCGGGCGGCAGGUAGGGAGUUGUAUGAGCAUAUUACAUUUACUACGCAUUGGUUUACUGUGCUUGAGGGAGUCAAGGGAUAUACGUUUGAGAACUACCAUUAA